CAAGCUGUCAUGGCUGCUGCAAGGAGGCUCCAGAUGUGUGCGGUUUCUCCGACGGGGAAACAUUCCGCCUCGGUCAUCUUCCUGCACGGUUCAGGUGACACUGGGCAGGGACUGAGAGCCUGGGUUCGAGAUGUUAUGGUGCAAGAUCUGGCCUUCAGUCACAUCAGAGUUAUUUACCCCACAGCUCCAGUUAGGCCAUACACACCCAUGCGAGGGGCUCUGUCUACUGUCUGGUUUGACCGUCACAAGAUCUCAUGGGACUGCCCAGAACAUCUUGAGUCCAUAGACGCGAUGUGCAGCACCUUAGGGUCCAUCAUUCAGGACGAGGUCAACGCUGGGAUCCCCAAACACAAGAUGGUCAUUGGGGGAUUCUCGAUGGGCGGGGCCAUGGCUCUCCACCUGGUGUGUAGGCAUCACCCUGAUGUAGCGGGAGUUUUUGCACUGUCCAGCUUUCUCAACAAGGACUCUGUUGCUUUCCAGACGGUGGAGGAGCGUCUCGGAGCAGGACUCUCCCUCCCUGAGUUGUUCCAGUGCCAUGGGACCAGUGAUGAGCUGGUGCUCCAUCGGUGGGGAGACGACACGUCAGUGCGGCUGAGGAAGGCUGGCAUGACUACUACCUUCCACUCCUUCCCAGGCCUGAACCACCAGCUUUCCCAGCCUGAGAUGGAGCUGUUGAGAAGCUGGAUCCUCAACAAACUCCCCCCACCCACCUCCUCCUGACUCUCUUCCAUUCCUCUGACUCACAGAUUUAGUGUUUUUGUCAAUAAAAAAAAUCCUUUUUUUAAUAUUAGCUUUGUGAUUUGUGUACUGUAACACUUUUACACCAAGCAGUUUAAAUGAGCCUCACAGCAGGAACCAAAUGUCUCUUUACAAGAUGUAAGGUCUCUUCAGGUGUGUCCCUCCUGGGGGCUUCCACAGUUAUAAGUCCACAUGAACUCCGCUGUAAUAUUGGAACCAAGGACCCAAGUUUGGAAACUGAGCCACAGGAGUUUGUUGAUAGGAAUCUAAAAGAAUUGCAGUCACAGAAGAAAGUAAUGGAGACAUUUAGCGCUGUAAAAAAAGGAAACUGAAACCGCAUCACAUCAUGUGGUGUUGCGCAGAAAUAUUACUCCUCUGUACUGCUAAAGAUGUGUGUUUGGUAAUGAU
Molecule: messenger RNA, 1146 nt
Organism: Toxotes jaculatrix (banded archerfish)
Lineage: Eukaryota; Metazoa; Chordata; Actinopteri; Toxotidae
Gene: lyplal1
Product: lysophospholipase like 1
Exons: 5
Coding region: 10-720 (236 amino acids)
Biological process (GO): protein depalmitoylation
Cellular component (GO): cytoplasm
Molecular function (GO): palmitoyl-(protein) hydrolase activity; carboxylic ester hydrolase activity
Source: RefSeq, a predicted model, not a curated record